Paramecium tetraurelia is the source of this 855-nucleotide messenger RNA. RefSeq lists its product as uncharacterized. Lineage: Eukaryota; Ciliophora; Oligohymenophorea; Peniculida; Parameciidae. The transcript has a single exon. The record is from RefSeq and is a predicted model, not a curated record.
AUGUUUUUUAAAGGAAAAAAAGAAUUAAACGUAGAUAACUUCAAUCCUGGAGUGGGACUCUAUGAUAUUAUUACUAAAUUAGAUAAACCAGUGGCAAUUAUUCAUACUGAUAAAUAUGGGGCCCAUAAAAAAAAUGAAUCACUUCCCCUAAGUGAAUCAUAACUAUCCAAUGAUCGAAAAGUCGAUUUAAAUUAUCCUCUGCAUAGUUAUGCAAGUGGAAUCUAAAGAGUUAGAUAAAAUAAAAUCUAUUAAGAACUUAAGAAAUAAGUUAAAUUUGAAUAUAAACCCAAUCAAUUUAACCAAGAGUUCGAUACCUAAGUACGUUCCACCAUUAAGAAGGGAAAACUUGUUAAGCUACAAAGAUUGUAACGAAACUCAUAAUCAUCUUUAAACGAUCAAUCCCUUUUUUUAGGAACAUAGUCACCUGGCAUCAAAAAAACUACAAGUUAACAAUAUCUGAAACAUCCACCCAAAUUGCAAUCUUUAGAAAGUCUAGAACUCUUUCUGUUGAGAGACAAAUUAUAAAAAGUCUAAGAUGUUCCUGGUCCUGGUUCCUACGAAUUGCCAAGUGUUUUCAAGUAAACAGAAAUCAAGAAUUAACCAUUCGGAAAAUAAUAAGGAAGAACUAAAUACAUUGAUUAAGAGGCUUCAGUUGGAGUUGGAUAAUAUAAUAUACAAGACUAAUCGGUAGUCAAAAGCGUAAUAAGGUUUGACAAAUAUUCGAAGAGAAUUAGCAUUUUUGAAAACAAAUUAAACUCUCCAACUUAUUAUGAUAAUAAUUCAAAUCUUAUCAGCAAUCAAUCAAAACUUAAUCUCGAAUUUCCUAUAGCCUUUGGAUCUACUUCAAAAAGAUGA